Salvelinus sp. IW2-2015 is the source of this 1938-nucleotide messenger RNA. RefSeq names its product delta-type opioid receptor-like. Lineage: Eukaryota; Metazoa; Chordata; Actinopteri; Salmoniformes; Salmonidae. Gene Ontology annotation, molecular function: dynorphin receptor activity; neuropeptide binding. Gene Ontology annotation, cellular component: plasma membrane; neuron projection. Gene Ontology annotation, biological process: neuropeptide signaling pathway; sensory perception of pain; G protein-coupled opioid receptor signaling pathway. The record is from RefSeq and is a predicted model, not a curated record.
UCCGCUCUACAAAGUUUGGUGAGCCAUAUCCUUCUGCAAUCAAACAGCAAAUAUCUAACAUCGUUUCGCUCAGCACAAUUUCCAUAUUUUACAGACACAAAAAAAAGGAACAGAAGGAACUAAUAUCCAGAGGCCAAAGGCAUAUGCUGGUAGCCCCAUUAUCUCCUUUUCGUUAGGUGGUCAAGCAUAACCAAAUAUGGAAGGCACCCCGGUUGAAAUWUUCAAAGAAGACAAGUGCCUCACGGCGCUCGUCGAAAACUGUUUUAUGAAUGCUACUUCGCAGUCUGAAUACCCAGAAGGUCACAAUCUGACUUUUGACRCUGACUGGGAAGAGGAUCCCAUGUCCCCAAUCAUCCCCAUCAUCACAGCUGUGUACUCCGUGGUGUUCGUGGUGGGCCUGGUGGGCAACUGCCUCGUCAUGUACGUUAUCAUCAGGUAUACAAAGAUGAAGACAGCCACCAACAUUUACAUCUUCAACCUGGCUCUGGCCGACGCCCUGGUCACCACGACGAUGCCUUUCCAGAGCACUGACUACCUGUUGAACUCGUGGCCGUUUGGCGAGGUGGUGUGUAAGGUGUUCAUUUCCAUCGACUACUACAACAUGUUUACCAGCAUCUUCACCCUGACCAUGAUGAGUGUGGACCGCUAUGUGGCCGUGUGCCACCCGGUCAAGGCCCUGGACUUCCGGACGCCAAUCAAAGCCAAGAUCAUCAACAUAUGUAUCUGGAUGCUGUCCUCUGCAGCAGGGGUACCAGCACUGCUACUGGGUGGCACCCAGUCCAACAAUGGAACCACGGAGUGUGCCUUGCAGUUCCCGGAACCYUACGUGUACUGGGACACCUUGAUGAAGYUCUGUGUGUUUGUGUUUGCCUUCGUGGUGCCCGUGCUCAUCAUCACCGUGUGUUACACCCUCAUGGUGCUGCGACUCAAGAGCGUGCGUCUCCUCUCGGGCUCCCGGGAAAAGGACCGGCAGCUGCGGCGCAUCACCCGCCUGGUCAUGGUGGUGGUCGUGGUGUUCGUAGUGUGCUGGACGCCCAUCCACAUCUUCAUCCUGGUCAAGGCGCUGGUGAGCGUGCCCGAGACCACCGCCGUCAUGGCCGCCUACUUCUUCUGCGUGGCGCUGGGCUACACCAACAGCAGCCUCAACCCCGUCCUCUAUGCCUUCCUGGAUGAGAACUUCAAGAGGUGCUUCAAGGACUUCUGCCUGCCGAAAAAGCUGAAGGGGGACAAUGCCUCAGGGAAGAACAACAGGAGCACCGUGAGGGGAGGAAGGGAGGCCCCACUUCCACUGGAGAACCCAGAUGGGACUAGAAAGCCGGCAUGACUAGCCAUGGAGAUGUCAUCCACUUCCCGCGUUGGAAAGGAAGACUCCAAUGAUCUGGGCCUAACCCAGGUGACAUCAGGAAUGUAAGCACACACAACAGUGCUAAUUUAGAUGACUGGUGUUCGUUCCAUUUGUUUUACUGUUAGGCCCAAAUCAAUGGUCCGAUUCCUCACACUUAGAAAAUGAUAUAUCAAUAUUUUUUGAUGUCCAAAUUUAUUUGCACACAUCAAGAGGGGGGGAAAAAACAUUUCACAUGCCAACUAUAUGACACACUUCAAAAUGAUAAGAACCUAUAUUAUCUCAGUUUUACUGUGUUCCUUCAUAGUUACUUGUUAUGCUGACUCUGCGUCUGCACAGUUCUAAAUGGAUUGCAAGGUGCAACGUCCUCCUUCUAGCCUCUGCCAUUCAAUUAAAUAGUUAUCCUUGACAAAACAUCAAUAAUGAUUGGGGAAGCGCUUUAAAGGGGCAACCUGGGAUUGGCACAUCCAUCGAUUUUUGCCAUAUCUGUCUCUACCAACCAAUGUGUAUGUGGUGCAGAGAUCUAUUACCUCCUUUGGGAGUGGGGCACCCUUAUGAGUGGCAGGUAGAACAAGGCAGUUAACCCACUGUUCCUA